CUUCCACAUAUACUUAAUUUAGAAAAUCACGAUCUGGAGAUGUCGGGAGUGUGGGUGUUCAAGAAUGGCGUCAUUCGGCUACUUGAGAAUCUUGGAGCCGAGACGAACAUUGAUAAGGCAAAGCGAAAGGUUCUGGUUUACACUCCAAGCAACGAGGUCAUAACCUCUUACUCACAACUCCAACGACAUCUCUACGCACUUGGCUGGGAACGUUACUACAAGGAGCCUCAUCUCCUUCAGUACCACAAAGCCUCCACCGUUCAUCUCAUCUCACUCCCAACUGAUUUCUCCAGGUUUAGGUCGAUGCACAUGUACGACAUCGUCGUCAAGAACCGCAACAUGUUCCAAGUCAGGGACAUGUAGCCAUAUUUUGGCAGCUUUCUAUUUUCAGGCUCUUGACCAUAAGAUGGGUUAUGCAUCUUGUUGAUGUUUGUGUGUGUGUGUGUGUGUGUCACGGUGUGGUUUGAACCGUUUGAUAUGUGCUAUAUUUAUGUGAAGCUAACGUUGUGUUAAAUGUUUUUUUUCUUUUGGUAAAACGUUGUGUUGAAUGUUGGAUGUCUAAUAUUGUGGAAAAUUUAUGUUAAUUUGUAUAUGAUACCCACCUCUUUAUACUUUAAUAUGA
Messenger RNA from Raphanus sativus (radish), 622 nucleotides. RefSeq names its product flowering-promoting factor 1-like protein 1. Bases 40 to 363 code for a protein of 107 amino acids. The transcript has a single exon. Gene Ontology annotation, biological process: regulation of flower development. The record is from RefSeq and is a predicted model, not a curated record. NCBI's taxonomy places the organism in Eukaryota, Viridiplantae, Streptophyta, Magnoliopsida, Brassicales, Brassicaceae.